Molecule: messenger RNA, 3585 nt
Organism: Pristis pectinata (smalltooth sawfish)
Lineage: Eukaryota; Metazoa; Chordata; Chondrichthyes; Rhinopristiformes; Pristidae
Gene: fbxw2
Product: F-box and WD repeat domain containing 2
Exons: 7
Coding region: 161-1525 (454 amino acids)
Molecular function (GO): protein binding
Source: RefSeq, a predicted model, not a curated record
CCGGGAGCCGGCGAACGCGCAGGCGCGGCGACGUUGUGACGCCGCUUCCGGCCGUGUCAAACCUUGGACUUGUCGCGAGAGCCGAUGUCCCCAGCCCGGUCCCUGCCCCCGGCAGCGAUGGUCACGGCGCUGGCGGCACGGUAUAUUGUCGCAUGGCCAUAUGGAGAGAAAGGACUUUAAUGGAUGGCUUGAAACCCUCUCCAGCACAUUUAUCACUUUGACUGAUUCCCAGAAGAAUGAGACUUUGGACCACCUGAUCAGCUUGAGUGGGGCUGUCCAGUUGAGACACCUCUCCAAUAAUCUUGAAACACUUCUGAAAAGAGACUUCCUCAAACUGCUUCCACUGGAGCUUAGUUUUUAUCUGUUAAAAUGGCUUGAUCCUCCAACCCUGCUCAAUUGCUGCCUGGUCUGUAAGCAGUGGAAUAAAGUGAUAAGUGUCUGCACUGAAGUUUGGCAGGAAGCCUGUCGAAGCUUGGGCUGGCAGAUUGAUGAUACCAUUGAAGACACACUACACUGGAAGAAGAUCUAUCUAAAGGCAGUUAGAAGGAUAAAGCAGUUGCAGGACAAAGAAGCUUUUGAGACAUCCUCUUUAAUUGGCCACAGUGCAAGAGUAUAUGCUCUCUAUUAUAAAGACGGAUUGUUGUGUACAGGCUCUGACGAUCUAUCUGCCAAACUCUGGGACGUUUGUACUGGUCAAUGUAUUUAUGGGAUCCAGACUCACACGUGUGCUACAGUAAAGUUUGAUGAACAGAAACUGGUUACAGGAUCGUUUGAUAACACAAUAGCCUGUUGGGACUGGAUCUCGGGAGCAAAAACCCACAACUUCCGGGGUCAUACGGGGGCAGUUUUUAGUGUUGAUUAUAGUGAUGAGCUCGAUACACUGGUCAGUGGGUCUGCAGAUUUCACUGUGAAAGUAUGGUCAUUAUCGACAGGAAUAUGCCUGAAUACACUCACUGAACACACAGAAUGGGUGACCAAGGUGGUUUUACAAGUCAGCCAGGUUGAAUCCGUGAUGCACAAUCCAGGGGACUAUAUUCUAUUAAGUGCUGAUAAAUAUGAGAUUAAGGUUUGGCCAAUUGGGAGAGAGGUCAACUGCAAGUGUUUGAAGACACUUGCUGUAUCAAAUGACCGAAGCAUAUGCCUCCAACCAAGACUACAAUUUGAUGGCAAGCACAUUGUUUGUGCAUCUGAUUUAGGAUUGUACCAGUGGGACUUCGCGAGUUACGAUAUUAUAAGAGUUAUUAGAACCCCUGAUUCUACGAACCUUUCCUUAUUGAGCCUGGGAGAAGUCUUCGCUCUGCUUUUUGACAGCCGUUACCUGUACAUCAUGGACCUAAGGACAGAGAAACUGGUUGGCCGGUGGCCUCUGCCUGCAUACAGGAAAUCCAAGAGGGGUUCAAGCUUCCUGGCAGGGGAGACCGCGUGGCUAAAUGGACUGAAUGGCAAGAAUGACACUGGCUUGGUUUUUGCCACAAGCAUGCCGGAUCAUAGUAUUCAUUUGGUCCUGUGGAAGGAGAAUGGAUGAGAAGAUAUCGCAACUGUCGGGCGUGUACUGCUUGUGCUGCUGUUUUCGAGGACGUUUCUGAGAAUGCAGAAUCUUUGCAUGAACCAAAGAAGCACAGACCAGGCAUUCUCUCAUGUACAGUACAGUUGAUUGCCUUUAUUUUUUUUAAAAAAAAGUCAAACGAAACCAGCAUGUUUGAAAGUUAUUUUUACACCUUAAAUCUGUUUGCUUGCAUAUUGAUGUAUCAAUACAGGAAGGGAAGGAAAAAAAAAGUAUGUUAAAUUAAACAUGGCACUGUUUAGAAAUUUAUGAUGAGCCAAGGGUUUAAGAUUCUGCUAUACAAGCACAUUUCAAUGUAAUUAAUCUAUUGUUUGCAGUAUUCUGAACAUUCCCUGAAUGCCUUCAUUUCUUCUGCACCUGAAAGUAUAGAACACAUUACUUUUUAUAUAAAUAUUUCCAUUCAGGACUUUGCCUUAAUGCUUUUAUUAGUGGUUGCUCUCAAUGAGCCUGUUUAUAGAACAUUAGGUAGGUACUUUAAAUUUGUCCACAUUUUAUAUUUUGGUAUAGUCAGUAUUUACAAUGAUAUUUUUUAUUGAUAUUUGCCCACAUUGUCACAAUUGUUAAUUAUCUUCAAUAUAUUCUUUUUGAAGAAAUAGUUGGAAACUUGCUUGGCUACUUGCCUCAUUUGCGUUAAAGGUUCCAUAUUUAUAAUCUAACAAAGCAGUGCAGUGAUGAUGUUCCCUUUGUACUUGAGGCUGCUAGAUGUUCCCUGUUGAGGUCUUCCCAUCCAAUUCCCUGUUGCUCCUGUAGUGCUUCCUAAACUGGCAAUAUUACUGAUUACACUGGAAGCCAUAGUGUGUCUGUACCAGUUACAAAGGACAACAUAUAGGUCUUUCGGGUUUUGAUCCUGUUCUGCCAUUCAGUGAGAUAAAAUUGAUCAUCUCCGCACCAUCCGUCUACCAGGACUUGCUCUGUGCAUGCAUGGAGCCACUAUCAUGGUCAAGAGAUGCUCGAUAAUAUACACUGCUGCAAUUGGUUACAGGAGCAUCGACAGGGGAUCCAAGAGUCUUAGCAUUUAAAAUUUGAUGUCAUUGGAAUUGUGCUGUAGAGUUUUGCAGUACUUUUUCCUGGAGUCGGGCCUGGAUUUAUAACUGCUGUGGAGCAAUGAAUUUCAAAAGGGAAAGUCUUCCUUCACUGACCUUACUGCUUCAAAAUAUUCAGUUACAGAACUGAAAAUGGUAAUUCAGUCAGUGUAAUUACAUGUAUUAUCAGAAGGCCUUCAAUGAUAGACAAGCAAGUGUGGUCAGAAUGCGGAGCUGUCUCCAGAACAAAACAAGGAAUAGGAGUAAAGAAUUGGUAUUCAGGUGGAAGAUGAUGGAUAGGGAGUUGGCAGAGCAGUGCAGCUAACAGGGCUGUGCUUCGUAUCUCCAGAUACCCAGGUUCAAUCCUGUCCUCCAGGGCUGUCUGUGUGAAAUUUGCACAUUCAUGCAGAGGAGGUUUUUCAGGUUGAUUCUGGAGAUGAGGGGAUUAGCCAAUGAGGAGCGACUGAGUCGCCUGGGACUGUACUCACUGGAAUUCAGAAGAAUGAGAGGGGAUCUUGUAGAAACAUAUGAAAGGGAUAGAUAAAACAGAGACAGGAAAGUUGUUUCCACUGGUAGGUGACACUAGAACUAGGGGGUAUAGCCUCAAGAUUCAGGGGAGUAGAUUUAGGACAGAUGAGAAACUGCUUUUCCCAGAGAGUAAUGAAUCUGUGGAAUUCUCUGCCCAAGGAAGCAGAAGAGGCUACCUCAUUAAGUAUAUCAUAGUAGGGGAAUUAGGGGUUAUGGGGAAAAGGCAGGCAGGUGGAGCUGAGUCCACGGCCAGAUCAGCCACGAUCUUUGAAUGGCAGAGCAGGCUCGACGGGCCAGAUGGCCUCCUCCUGCUCCUGGUUCUUAUGUUCUCCCUGUGACCACAGUUCCCCCGGAAGCUGCAGUUUCCACACUCAUCCCAAAAAUGUUGGUUAGUGAGUUGCCCCUGUAUAGGUGAGUGGAAGAACCUGGGGGGAAUUGGGAUUGGGGGGGGGGGGGGGUAAAAUAGGAUUA